This is a messenger RNA of Micropterus dolomieu (smallmouth bass), 1927 nucleotides long. RefSeq names its product bestrophin 4 (gene best4). The record is from RefSeq and is a predicted model, not a curated record. The transcript is spliced from 9 exons. NCBI's taxonomy places the organism in Eukaryota, Metazoa, Chordata, Actinopteri, Centrarchiformes, Centrarchidae. The coding region runs from base 500 to 1873 and encodes 457 amino acids. Gene Ontology annotation, molecular function: chloride channel activity.
AUAAUGAAAAUAUUUGUUAUAUCCACAACCAUCAGGGUUAAAUUGAUGAUUUUGGAUAUUUACAGAGCCUCAUCGGCUCUGUGAGAACACACAAACUGUCUGAUCAACUUUAAUCAACUCAAAAGGAAUGUCGGUGAACAAUAAUCAAUACACUGGGGAACUGCUGUGACGAAAAAUACACGGCAUACUUUAUUAAACGUUGUUUCCCUGUGCUCAGUUACUGUAGGUGUGUAUCUCUUGGGCGUCAGGUUCCCAGGUAAUAAAUUUAAAAUGUUAAUUUAUGACAGCACAAUAGAGAGGUUUAAAUUGAGACAGAGAGGAAGAACUCUUCUUCUCAGGACAGCGGGAUUCAGCACAGGAACAGGUGAUACGCCUGCCUUCAUAGGUAAGACACAUUUUUUGGUGUUGUUAUAUCAUGAUUAGAGAAAUUAAUUACAACAUGAAUUUGUGAUAUUUUGCAGGACUUUUCUGCUGUUACAACACACAAUAAAACCCAGACAUGACAGUUUCUUACACACUUGAAGUGGCCAAUGCGAGAUUUGGCGGCUUCUCCAAGCUCCUGUUCAGGUGGAAGGGAAGCAUUUACAGGCUGCUUUACAAAGAGCUUCUGGUAUUUUGUGCAGUUUAUCUGUUUUUCAGUUUGUUUUACAGGUUUAUGCUCACACCAAAGCAGCAGGAUCUGUUUGAGCGCAUUGCCCUUUACUGUGAUCAGUUCACCAACACCAACUUCAUCCCAGUUUUGUUUGUUCUGGGUUUCUAUGUGAGCCAGGCCUUUAAUCGAUGGUGGGGUCAGUACACCAGCUUCCCGCUGCCUGAUAACCUGAUGAUGGUGGUAUCAGGGAACGUCCACGGGGCAGACGAGAGGGGUCGUCUGCUGCGACGAACACUCAUGAGAUAUGCCAACUUAUCUUCAGUUCUUAUUCUCCGCUCCAUAAGCACAAGAGUUCACAAGCGUUUUCCAAGUUUGGAGCACAUUGUGGAGGCUGGAUUUAUGACAACACACGAGCUGAAGAAGUUUGAGUCGCUGCACUCUGAUUUCAACAAGUACUGGAUGCCUCUGACUUGGUUCUCAAACCUGGCAUCCAGAGCAAGAGAGGAGGGUCGAGUGAGGGAUGACAUCGCUUUGAGACUGCUGAUGGAUGAGCUGAAUAACUACAGAGCCAAGUGCAGCCUCCUGUUCCACUAUGACUGGAUAAGCAUCCCUUUAGUCUACACUCAGGUAGUCACUAUAGCAGUUUACUCUUUUUUUGCCUUCUGUGUGAUUGGCCGACAAUUUCUGAACCCUGAGAAAGGAUACAAGGAUCAUAAAAUUGACAUGUACGUCCCUGUUUUCACCCUGCUGCAGUUCUUCUUCUACACUGGCUGGCUCAAGGUGGGGGAGCUGAUCAUCAAUCCGUUUGGCGAGGACGAUGAUGACUUUGAAACCAACCAGCUGAUUGACCGAAACAUUCAGGUGUCAAUGCUGGCUGUAGAUGACAUGUACCAGAAUCUGGCUCCAAUUGUGAAGGACAAGCACUGGGCGCAGAGAAAUUUCACCGUCCCUUACACUCUGGCAACAGCAGCAGAGACUCACAAACCGGCCUUCAAAGGCUCCACCUUUGACAUGAGGAUGAGUGCUGAGGAUCUUGAGAUUACCCAGGCUGCUGACACUCCUGGAGAGAAACAGUGUUUACCUCUUAAGGGCUCUCUGGGCGAUGGUCUCGACAGUCUUCUGCAGAGGGGUAAAGGCAUCCUGCAUGGUGGGAGCCUCCCUUCUAUGAUGGAUGUCUUGUCACAUCCUAAUGAGGAAGAUGAUGCUGAGGGUGACAUCAAUGCCACCAACCACAAAGAACAAGAAAAGGCACUGAUUAAAGUUGCAGUGGAACACAACUAGAGAAAAAAAAAUUUUUAACCAAGAAUGCUUUAACAUAUUUUUGAUUUGACACAG